Messenger RNA from Microthlaspi erraticum, 918 nucleotides. The record is from the annotation of a GenBank genome assembly. Lineage: Eukaryota; Viridiplantae; Streptophyta; Magnoliopsida; Brassicales; Brassicaceae.
AUGAUACUUGAAAUCAUUAUUUUCUUCCUCUUUGUAUUUCUGUUUACAAAAAUCCACAUUAAAAACCUUCUUGUGAACGAGUCACCGUCUUCUUCUUCUCGUGGCCACUGUGCUCAUUGGUUCGUUCGUCGAAGAACGUGCCUCGACUGUAAAACAAACGUGAGCCGUCUCAAAGUCGUCCAAUCAUUCAACUAUACAUUCUCCGGUUUACGUCUGAGCAACGAAGCUGUAUCUUUCACAAAGCGCGUCACAACCCUAACCUCAAUUCACGUACGCAAGAAGCUUCACUUGGUCCUUGACUUGGACCACACGCUAAUCCACUCCGUUCUGGUUUCCAAUCUUUCAGCAGCAGAGAAGUAUCUAGUCCAAGAAGAGAGACCAUGUUUAACGCGAAAACCAUCGAGAUUCGGAAACAUGUUAAUCAAGACUCGACCUUUCGUCAACGAGUUCCUUAGAGAAGCCAACAAGCUUUUCGACAUGUACGUUUACACGAAAGGCGAUUGGAUAUACGCUCAAGAUGUUGUCAAAGUGCUCGAUCCAAACAAAACCUAUUUCGGUGAUCGAGUGAUAACAAGAAGAGAGAGUCCUCACAAGAAGACACUUGAUCUUGUUUUAGCUGAUGAGCGUGGGAUCGUGAUUGUGGAUGAUACUCUUGACGUUUGGCCUCAUCACAAGAGAAACUUGUUGCAGGUCACGAGGUACUUUUACUUCAAGAACAACGGCAUAAAAAGAGAGUCCAAACCAUCGUACGCUGAGAGGAAGCAAGACGAGAGUAGAAGCAGAGGAUCUUUAAAGAAUCUUCUCAAGUUCCUCAAGGAACUCCACAGUGGUUUCUUUAGCUGUGGAGCUGUACAAGAGUUGGAUUCAAAGGACGUUAGGGCUUUGAUCAAUGGUCCCUUCAAACCAAAUGGAUGUUGA